Molecule: messenger RNA, 2770 nt
Organism: Rosa rugosa (rugosa rose)
Lineage: Eukaryota; Viridiplantae; Streptophyta; Magnoliopsida; Rosales; Rosaceae
Exons: 12
Coding region: 154-2502 (782 amino acids)
Biological process (GO): ribosomal small subunit biogenesis
Cellular component (GO): nucleolus
Molecular function (GO): protein binding; RNA binding
Source: RefSeq, a predicted model, not a curated record
UAAUUAGUGAGAAAAUAAAGCCCUUGCUUUGUUUACACUAUACAGAAAGUAGAGGAGAGGAGAGGAGAGGAGAGGAGAGCAGAGCGCCAGAGCUGAGGGGAGAAGGUGAAGUGCCGCCUCAGUCAAUUACUUGAACAAGUACAGUUGGGAAGAAUGGAGAAAUCAAGACAAGAAAAGCGAAAAGAAGCUCGGUCGGCCAAAAAUGCCAGAAAAAACGAGUCUUGGCUCCAAAGACAGAAAGCUCAAAAGCUCAAAAGCUCAAUAUCUACAGAGAAAGCACAAAAUUCGUCUGUUCAGAAUGUGAAAGACGAAACAGUUACCCAAUUGGAUGCUAAUUCUGAGAGAAGUAGGAAUAUGAAAAAAACUAGUAUGGGAGCGGAAAAAGAAGUUGAAAAUACUAAAUCAGAGGCUCCAGAACAUAAUUAUCGAAAACCAUCAAAGGUGGUGGGAGGAGACAAGGUAUCAAAGAGAACCCCAAAAACAAAGUUUGUGAAGUUUCUUGAACUGGAUAAUACUAGGGCUGAGGAGGAUUUGGAACUAGAAAGGAAACUUGCAAAGAAACUCAAAGUGAAGGGUGGAAAAUUGAAGGGUGAGGAUCUUGGUCUUAACAUGUUGUUUGAAGGAAUUUCAUCUUUUGCUGAUUCAUUGGGAAACAAAGAAGUGGCAUAUCCUGAGGCAUUGCCUUCUAAAAAAUCUGAAAAAACCUCUCCAAGAAAGAAACGGAAGAAGGAAAAGUUAUUACCUGAUGACUUGAAGGGUGAAGAUCCAAAGGAUGUCGUCACAGAUGGUGCUGAGGUGGAAUCUGAAGAUUGUCCUUUCAAGUCAUCUACAAGGAAGAGACAGAGGAAGAGAAAGUCCUUGGAGGAGACAAAAGUGGUCAACAAGGAAGGUGAUAUGAACAUUGAGGUAUCUAAGCCAAUGGAGUCAUGUGGGACGGAUAUUGUGUUGGAAAAAGUUCCUGCCAAGACACCUAAAAAAUAUGUAGCUCCUCACUUAAGAUCACGUGCAGGGAAUGAGCUUGAAGAGCAUGGUCAGAUCCGUCGACAAUUACGUGGUCUUCUAAAUAGGCUCUCGGAAUCUAAUGUGGAAUCUAUUACAGGGGACGUGUCAGUUCUCAUGCGUUCCAUUCCUCGUGGUAUUGCCUCUCAGAUAUUUGGUGAGGAGGUAUUAGCCUCAUGUGUUCAUGGUCCUCGUGGAAAUGAACAGCAUGCUGCUGUUUUUGCUGCUUUUGUGGCUGGCAUGGCCAGUUCAGUGGGAAUCGACUUUGGUGCGAAGCUUUUGGCUUUACUUGCUAAAACUUUUGAGGAUGAAUACCACAAAGAGGACAAUAUUUCCUUGAGAAAUCUUACUCUUUUACUCUCUCAAUUAUGCAUAUUUGGAGUUUGUUCAAGUGAUUUGAUAUACGACUUUCUGAUUGUUUUGAGCAAGCGGUUAACAGAGAUUGAUGUCUCCACCAUCUUGACAGUUUUGCAAUGCUGUGGAAUGAAAAUAAGGGCUGAUGAUCCUCUUGCAAUGAAAAAUUUUAUUGCAAGUGUUCAGAAUAGAGUGAAUGAGUUAAAAGUCUCAUGUGGAGAUGACCAGGAGAAGAUCAAUGGCAAAAGGAUGGAGUUCAUGCUUGAAACCAUAUGUGACAUCAAGAACAACAAGAAAAGGCCUAAAGAAGAUACUGCACCUCAUACGAGGAUAAAGAAAUGGCUACAAAAGUUAUGUGUAGAAGACAUUUUAAUAAGAGGACUCAAUUGGAGCAAACUUCUUGAUCCUAAUAAGAAGGGCCAGUGGUGGUUAUCUGGGGAUAUUGCUUCAACAGUAGACAAUGUCGAAGAGGUAGCCAACACAAUAGACAAAGAGGUUCUUGAAGCCCAGAAACUUUUGCAGCUCGCUGCUGCACAGAGAAUGAACACAGAUGCUAGAAAGGCAAUUUUUUGUAUAAUUAUGAGUGGGGAGGAUUACAUUGAUGCAUUUGAAAAGCUUUUGAGAUUGGAUUUACAUGGAAAGCAGGACAGAGAGAUAAUGCGAGUUCUUGUGGAGUGCUGUCUGCAGGAGAAAGUGUUUAACAAGUAUUACACAAUUCUGGCUUCCAAAUUGUGUGAGCAUGACAAGAAUCACAAGUUCACAUUACAGUUUUGCCUUUGGGACCACUUCAAACAGCUGGACUCAAUGCAGCUUAGUAGGUCAAUGCACCUAGCCAAAUUUGUUGCAGAGAUGAUAGCCUCUUUCACCCUCUCCCUCGCCGUACUGAAGACGGUAGAUCUAGCUGACAUCAAGCAACUAACUGCAAAACGGACAAUGCAUUUCCGGAUGUUAUUUGAGGCCAUCUUUGAGUAUCCAGACAGCCUGAUAUGGAAUAUAUUCACGCGUGUAGCCGUCACCCCGGAGCUUGAAAGUCUUCGACAUGGGAUUGAAUUUUUUAUCAAGUAUAUUGUGGAAACCAAUAAAUCCCUCGGUGAAAAGUUUAAGCUUGCAAGGAAAGCCCUGAAUAAUGCUGAAGGGGUUCUCAUGUGAGGCCAUUUUUGACACUCUUUGCUCCAUCAACUAUUGUGGUUCAUGUUUUGUAGGACUACUUACCAACCUACAAGAUGGGGUGCACUUAACUUUUUCCUGUUCCAUUCAAGUAGUCUUAUAUAUGAAUGAGCAAAUCAGAUAAAGAAGAAUAUAUCAUUGUUUUAUUUUUUCUUUUUUCUUUUUUUGACACAGGAAUAUAUCAUUGUUUAUGUACACUUGGCCUAUUCUAUUGCUUGUUUUAACAGUGAAGUAUGGGAUAAACUAUAAA